AUGCCUUCUAUUUAUUUAUCAAUCAUUAAUAAUGGCUCAAGUCCAAAUACUAGACUUGAUGUUAAUGCGAUUACUGAAUUUAUUAAUGAGGUUACGUUUUCUUAUUUUAAAGAUAAAAAGAAAUAUUACAGACGUUCUCGAUAUAAACGUAAUGAUGGAAAUUGGAACAGAGCUCAAUAUUUAUCAGACUUAAAUGAGUUGAAAAUAAAUUUUAUAAAAAAAAUUGGUGUCCCCUAUCGACGUGGUUUUCUUUUAUAUGGUAAACCUGGAACUGGAAAAACUACAUUAAUAAACAUCAUAUCAUCUUAUUUGUCACGAGAUCUCUAUUAUCUUAAUCUCAAAGAAAUUAAAAAUGAUAAUGAUAUGAGUGCUGCUUUUAGUUCUGUUCCACCGAAUCAAAUAAUUGUUCUUGAAGAUGUUGAUACGCAAUCAAAUAUUCUGUAUAAAAGAGAUAAAAGCGGUAAUACUCGAGCAUUACGAGCGUUAGCCUUUCGUUCAAAAACUACCCAACGUAUGCUGCGGUUUUUAGUUAGAGGUGCAGAAAUCGAAAGACAUAACCCUCGAGAGUUCUCAGGGAAGUAG
Molecule: messenger RNA, 582 nt
Organism: Dentiscutata erythropus
Lineage: Eukaryota; Fungi; Glomeromycota; Glomeromycetes; Diversisporales; Gigasporaceae
Source: the annotation of a GenBank genome assembly